Spodoptera litura is the source of this 6408-nucleotide messenger RNA. It is a transcript of the gene scra, whose product is annotated as anillin, actin binding protein. NCBI's taxonomy places the organism in Eukaryota, Metazoa, Arthropoda, Insecta, Lepidoptera, Noctuidae. The record is from RefSeq and is a predicted model, not a curated record. Gene Ontology annotation, biological process: septin ring organization; mitotic cytokinesis; actomyosin contractile ring assembly. Gene Ontology annotation, cellular component: actomyosin contractile ring.
CUACCGGAUCAACAGCGAACUAAAUUCAAAUAUUUCGGUUCAAACGUCAAACCAAUAACGAACACACGAAUGUUUGUGGAACCAAAUUGUUUUUUUGUUUGAUAUUUGGAAAAAAACGAUUGUGAAUCAGUAAUUAUUGUGUAAAGUGCAUAUAAACUAUGUUAACUGUGUAAUUUGUGACAUUUGUGUAUUUUUAUAUUGUAUAAUAAUGGAUCCUUUCACUCAGCGUAUGUUAGAGAGGGCGCGGGCCAGACAGGAGAAGAUUGACCAAAAACUUGCGAGUUCCGGACAGGUAGUUCCGAAAAGGAGACCUUUGGCAGAAAACAUCACUGUGCUAAAAUCCGAGAAUUCUCCUGUGAAGUCUCCCAACAAAAUAUCUCGGGACUCUAUUUCAUCGCCUCGGAGGCUAUCUAAAGAUGGUUCAAAGUCUGAGACUCCUACAAAAGCUGUGGUUAAGAGAUCGAGUUUGAAGGCUGAUGUAGCGUCCCCGCAGCGGGGUCGCAACGACAUUGUGGUUACCAAGAAGGAGUUUAAAAGUCCAAAAAGGGGGAGUAUUAAUAGACGGAACUCCGAUGUAUCAGUAGAGAUCAAUAUUUCUCAUAGAAAUGAUAUUCAAAUUGAAGUGCAAGUUGAGGAAAGAGAUGCCCCUAUCAGUGUUGUGUAUGACUCACAGGCAAACCCUGGAAGCAACGUUAUCAUCAAGGAGAUCACAGAUGGCUCAUCCAUCAACUUGGAGAAGGCAAUUGAAGAUGCCUCCGAGGCCAAGACCCAACGAGGUGGACUCCGACACAAUGUCAAGUCCCGACUUGAUAGACUUGGCAAUCUGUAUUCAGAUAAGCCAACCCUCUCAUCACCCAUCCACCGCACGGAGCUAGAGUUCACAUCAGCAACUCCACCAGAGCCCGAACAGCUAAAGCAGCAGAAGCCUCGUCCCCAGGAGGGCAAGAAGAAGUUCGGCAGACUAGCCGCUUUAGCAGACCAGAUCAAUAACUGGGAAGAUGAUCUGACACAUCAUAUUCCACCUGAACCAGCAAAGAAGGCGAUAACCAAGCCAGAAAUCAAGAAUAAGAAGGAGAAGAAGACGGAGAAGCAGGAGAUACUGGAUGCAUCCACGGUGGAUGUGUCCAUACACUCGUUCCAGGACAUUAACAAAGUGCUGGAUACUACUAGCAAGGCUAAACAGACCAACAAACACGUAGACUCGAACACAUACACGAAAUCUUCUGUGAACGAGUGCCAGAGACUAGGCAAGCAGAUUGUAGCGGAAUUGGAGGGCGAGGGUUACCGGCGAGUUUCGGCCAGCCAAUCGCGGCUCGUCUACGAAUUCACCACGAAAACCGCCGAUCCCGACCGACAGGAGCCGAAGUGUGCAUCGACUACCCCCAGUGCCGCUUCAGCCCCCAACAUGGCUACAAUGGUGGCCCCGUCGCCCGUCGCCAACCCGGCCGUUACAAAAAAGCCUUCGAUCAAGAAAUACAGAGCGCCCACGCCGCCGCGGAAUGUUAUCACGGAAGAUGAAUGUGAAAGUGAAAAAGACAAAGAGAAUGCAGUGCAACUCGACAACGAAAAUGACGCAAGUGAUGAUUGUAAACAAACAAAACCGGAACCGGCGGACGACAAGCCGGCGCCGGAGAUGGGGUCGCCGUUAGUGAAAAGGUUGGCUCCGAAAAUAAACGGGAGUGUUGACAGGAGUUCUGUGUUGUCUAAGGCGGCGAUGUUCGAGACGGGCAGCCCGAAGGCGAAGGACCCCGCCGAAAUGUCAUUGAGGGAACGCAAAGCGCUCUUUGAAAAAAAUAAGGGUGCAGCAAUCGUGCCGAAGGCCCCCUUCGGCCUCGCACCCUCCGUAAAGACCCUGCACGGAGACAAUAAAGCUGACAAGAAGCCAUUGGCUCAGAAGAAUACGCCAUCUAAGACGCCAUCUUUGGCUAGUUCUAGAAGUAACUCCAAAGACGAUAAUUCUGAUGAUAAUAUAAGUCAGAGUUCCGUGGGAGGUGGGAUUAAGGAUAAACUAGCGGCACUGUUUAAUAAGGAGCAGACAAUCAGUGAAUCUACUAUUGCUAACAAGUUUAAACAGGAGAGGGAGAAGGAAAUGGAGAUGCUACAGAACAGAUUUCAUUAUAAGCCAAAACAAGAAAAAGAAGACACUCCAAAUGAUUCUGAUGAUGACACAAGUGAACAUGAUCCUUCAGAGAAGGCUCCCCUCAUGGGCAGUACUGUAAGUCUCUCGCAAAACAACAAGAAACCAGAGAUCAUUUCCAACCUACCCAAAGUCAUCUUUGACGAAAAGAAAUCCGAAGCUUUGAACGAUAAGGAGAAAGAGAUUGAGAAAGAAGACAGAGUUAUUGGAUCACAACCUGUUAAAAGACGAAGUUCCCAAGACUCGCCAGUAGUCCUAUCAGUUCUAGACGAUGUAAAGAGAAUUAAAGUAAAUAACGGCAAAAAGGAACCACAAACUAACGGAGCGGUGUUACAGCAACCAGCCAGUCUGUAUCCACAUCUGUCAGACAUUGAAACUGAUACAUCUCAUAAUCAGGAUGAAUACUCCGACUGCGGAGGAUCAAGUUCCGAGGAUUACCUUCAGGAUACGCGAGACAGAUUGAACAAAUCUGAUAACUGGGCUGAAACAUCCUUCGGUCGUGAAGUUAUGAAUGUUGUAAAGAAAAAUAACACAAGCUACAAGAAGGCGGUCCGUGAGUGUGACUCUGACAGCAGCGGCGCGGACAGCGAGCUGGACGAUAUCUUGGACGAGGCUAUUAAUGAGCAGAGUGAAGGACCUACACCGCCUAAACUAAAUAAGCAAUCUGUGGAGUCCUCAUCAAGUUUCGUGUACCAGGAGCGCUCGGCCUUCAAGUCGCCGCUGAAGGUGCAGCCAGCCACUCCUGCCAGGCACGACAAGGGCGGCGAGCUGGUGCACAGCGUCAGCUUCUACAGGCGUAUGCAGAACCAGUCCACAACGCCAUCAACUCCAAUGCGCGUGGUCCGGCACGUGUCGCCGGAACGUGGGCCGCCCGCCACGCCGGACGAGCCCACCGCCAACGUCACCACCGUACGGGAGCGCAUCAAGGAACUCCAGAACGAAAUCGCUAAACAACAGACUGUUAUAUCACAGGCGAGUCAAGCUUUGAACCUAUGCGCUGCUACUAUAGAAUUCAGCGGCUCUACCGAGCAGGCAGAGGGCGAAAGACUGUUGCUAUUAGCGACCCACCGGCGCCAGGCCUGCCUGCACGAGCUGCAGCGGCUGCAGGUGGAGGGCGCGGGCCCGGCCGCCGCGCCCGGCAUGGCCUCGCUACAGCUCGCUCACCUCGCCGUGCCGCUCAAACGGGAUUAUGUCAGGCAACUCAACGCAGACGGCGCGGUGGGGCACCACGCGGUGUGCCUGGUGAAGUGCCGCGACCGCGUGCUGGCCACCAGCAUGCAGCAGACGCAGCCCACCGCCAACGUACUGCACUUCCCGGACGACGUACAGAUGCUUGGACUGGCGAGCGACUUCAAGGUGACAGUGGAAGUGUACCUGCUACAAGCAUCGAAGGAAGUGUUGUCACACGAGAUGAAAUACCACAUUUCUAACAAAAAGUCAACUUCAAAGCUCCUGACACCGAAAUCAAAGAUAUCAGAGCUGAAGGCGCCCCGCGUACAAAGUCCAGCGGGACCUAUGGCGGUCCGCUCGCCACAGUUCUCGUUGCACGGAUACUGCAUUUUUGCACUGCAACAGUCUACUAGGAAGAACUUUACGCUGAAUAAGGUCCCAGGCGGCAGUCCACUAGAAGGCUCAGUGAACCUAGAGAUAAAGGCUCGCGUCCAAGUAUCACCGCCGGCGCCGCACGCGGCCUUCCUCACUGCGUUCGACGAUGUGUCCGGACUCGGGGCAUGGCACCGACGGUGGUUCAGGCUGCAGCCUCCUCGACUGGCCUACUGGAAGUACCCUGAUGAUGUGCAGAAGAAGAUGCCAAUCGGCGACAUAGACCUCUCGACAGUGAUAUCAGAACGCGUAAUCAAGGCACCACGCGACCUCUGCGCCCGUCCGAACACGAUCCUUCUAGAAUCCUCCAUACCAGCCGGUUUGAUCGUCCCGGAUUCAGGAUCCCUAGUCUACGUCCGACGGCCAGACGGAUCUAUCGUUAGACGCCAUCUCUUAGCCGCCGAUACGCCUAAGGACAGAGAUAUUUGGCUCGAUUGCUUGAACAAGGCAUUAGAAUAUGUUAGAUGCUGCGGCACAGAAGACGAUUGAGUUGAGUAAGAAUCUUUAAUGUUUUGUUUAGAUUUUUCUAUGAAGAGGUUUGUUGUAUUUCGAAGGGUGGUUGUGUUUGAGCCUUUUUAACAAGGGGUUAUUUGUGAAAGUGGAAGUUUUUGUUGUAGACUGUGGAGUUUUAUAUUUCUGAUUUUGCGUAAGACUCCUAUUGUACGCAACUGUUCCAGAUAUGUUUGUUUAAAACGCGUUCGGCGCUUUUAUUGAUUGGAUCAUUGGAGCCGGCCAAUCAGAGCGUCGAACUCAGUCUCGUUUCGAUCAAUUUCAACGUAAAACAAAGGCCCCAGGCCUUUUACAUUGAUCUUGUCAAAAAUGGGUAUUAUGAGCCUCACUAACCACCCCUAAACCAUUUCGUAUCUAAGAGUUACUUAACGUGUUCGGUGUCACUUAUAGGUAGAUGAAAACCAAAAUGUUAAGCAUCAUCUAAGCGUAGGAGUUCUUUAAGAUUUAAAAGAGGUUGGGGUAAACGUGCCGUAUUCCUUCGAAGAUAAAAAGUCGUUCUAUUGAACGACUUUUUAUCCAUAGUGAUUGUAUAUUACGGAGCCACAGAAGGCCUAACGGGUUGCCGGAGCUCCGGCUCCGCAGGAGCAGGAGCAGGAGUAGGAAUAGUCUGACACUCCCUCUCGACAACCGAAGAGGGGAGAAGUUUUGAUGAUUUUCCCCCCUUUAAAAUACGACAACCUCUUCAUAUUUGUACAUUAAAUUAACUACUAUAAUAUCUUUAACAUAGCAAGUAACGAUAGAAUAUAGUAUGUCAAUUAUUUGUCGAUUUUUAUACAUACAUGGAAUGGAUUAUAAACAUGUGAUAAACAGGAAUCAUUAAAAGACAUCGUUCUGUGAUUUUUGAUGAAAUAUGUAUGGAUUAGUCUCUUUUAUUGGAUUGAUGGUAAUUUAUAAGGCUUUUUCUAAAGUAAAAUUGUCUAGAAUACCAUUUCUAUAUUACCUGGCUAUCCAAAUACUCAAACAGCACUCGAUUUUAAAUCGUGCUUAACUAUAAUUCUGUCUCUACAAAUCCUUUGUAAAAUGACAGAGAUGGCACGAUAUUUAAGUACCACUUAAAAUUGCUAAAAUUUCUAAUCGCCAUCUAUACAAAACACGUUAUGAAGCUAUUCUCCGCCUUAUCUAUUAUUUGAUUGGCUGGGCCCAAUGAAAAUAUGUAUUACCUAACGUAUUGAUUUACCUAAGGGACCAAUUUUGCUAUAACAACUAGACGAUCAUGCAUCAUAGGAAUCUUGUCGUAUAGUCGGCGGUCUGCACGAGUAUGGAAAACUACGCAGGCUAUGCGAACUAAGCUGAACUAACUUAUGCCCAAAUACUGAAAUGCCACUGAAUUUUGAGUCGCGCUUAAGUAUUGUUCUGUCGACUAUAGUUCUUUGUAAAAGACUGAGAUGGCACGAUAUUUAUAUGCUACUUACUUACUUGUGGUCACUGGUGAUCGCUCUCCACUUACUCCAUUAUAGACUUUAUUUCCGAUGUUUAUAGACUACUUUUUUAUAUACAAAUGUUGUGGAUUUUUCGUGAUCGUGGAUAUACAAGUUAAGUACAAAUUAAAAUUUAGUAGCUUUUCAGUAUUCGGAUAUUAGCUUAUCUCUUGGUCUGUAACCAGCUUAUACCCCAAAAAGCAAGAUUUUUUUUAGGACGAAUAGAGUGAAUGUUCUAAUCUUUCCGAUGUUUUGCUAUUUAAACAAAAGAAAUGUAAUUAUGAAAUUAGUUUUAACUGUUCUCGAUAACUAACUCAUCUAUUUUAGUUCUUACCUCUAACUGCGACGUAUAAUUUCAAAAAAUCUAUUAAUUGGAGGAUGUUAUCAUAAAUGAUCCUGCAGUUUUCGAGGUUUGCGCAUAGCUACACAUUUUGCGCUUGAUGAUUUUUAUUCUAUUUUACUAUUUUUAGCUGUGCUAUUUUAAAUAUAACCAUGACAAUACUUUACUACUACAAUUACUAAUUUAGAUAAGGUCGAAAAUUAUACAUUUUAUUACAAAAAAAUUACGUAAAUUCUUAAAUUAAUUUUAGACGCGUACCAAUAAAACGUAAAUAUUUUAUUAUUAUAAUAGUGUGCAUAGUUUUAGUUUGACUGAAAUCUAGCUUUAAUUUUACUAACAAUUUAAUUUUAAUCAUGAUACUGAUUUUUAAAAUGUUUUCAUUAUUAAUUUUUAGUCCCUCU